GUAAUCACACAAGGCCACUCAAUAAGACGUUUACACAUUAAGCAUAACCACAUAUCGAAAAACAAAACCUUGAUUGGCCAAUAAUCACCAACGAUAUUAAUCGGAGACAUGGCUUCUUCCGCUAAACCUCACAACCUUCCAAAUAAGGCAACCCCCACUACUCUCCUGUCAAAAGGAUCAUGGGCCUCCCUCUUCAAACAAGAGACCACAAAGACAUCCCUCAUGUCUCAGGCGGCUGACAACAGUUCGCAGCGCCCCGCUCUCUUAACCCGGGACCCUUAUCUUAAAGGUAACGUCCUUGACUCCAUACUCAUCGACGCAUCUCAAGUUCGAGAUGUCAAAACCUUUUUCAAAGACCUUGCCGAUUAUUGUGACGGCUCUUCGCACUUAUGGUACGUUAAGGAGCAACCACGUACUGAAGGCAAGCGUAUUUUUGUAGAAGCAGUAGUAUCAUCCCUUAUGCGGGAACAAAUGUGUUGUAAGGACGGCUUCCAUCUACCUUCCUUCAACGAUCCCUUUUAUGCUUUUGACUCUCUCUCUUCUGAUGAUGACAUUGUUAAGAUCCAACUCUCCAAUCUCCCACUACAAUAUGGUCGACUGGAUGGUGGUUAUGACGAAUUGAAAUAAGAUAUGAUACAAAACCUUCUCCAAUUUGGAGAAGUUGUUGAUUGCGGACUUAUCAGUGGAAUCGCCAGGACAUUCAUAGGCCGUGGAUUCGCUGUUGUUAAGAAACUGCCCUCUAGUCAACCCCUCCUCUGUUGGAUCGGUAAGAUCAAAAUAUAAAUAAAAUAGGAAAUAAACAGUGACAAGUCUGUGAAAACUCUCGAAGGU
This is a messenger RNA of Mycotypha africana, 831 nucleotides long. RefSeq lists its product as uncharacterized. The transcript has a single exon. Bases 109 to 627 code for a protein of 172 amino acids. Lineage: Eukaryota; Fungi; Mucoromycota; Mucoromycetes; Mucorales; Mycotyphaceae. The record is from RefSeq and is a predicted model, not a curated record.